This is a messenger RNA of Fusarium coffeatum, 3648 nucleotides long. RefSeq lists its product as uncharacterized. Bases 1 to 3648 code for a protein of 1215 amino acids. The transcript is spliced from 2 exons. Gene Ontology annotation, molecular function: protein binding; guanyl-nucleotide exchange factor activity. Gene Ontology annotation, biological process: Ras protein signal transduction; positive regulation of GTPase activity. NCBI's taxonomy places the organism in Eukaryota, Fungi, Ascomycota, Sordariomycetes, Hypocreales, Nectriaceae. Gene Ontology annotation, cellular component: plasma membrane. The record is from RefSeq and is a predicted model, not a curated record.
AUGCUGAGAAACCAACCAAUGCGAGCCAGUCUCCAGGUGGCCCCUCUAUCUAUCGCCAAAUCUCGAACCGACUCAUCUGGAGAUGCUUCAUCGACCUUGGAGAACGACACCAGCCUCUACUCACAAUCACAAAUGACACCACCCGCUACUCCCAAUGGCUCGCAGGAGGACCUUUCACCCGCUCCUUCACCUCAGUAUACUCCUCCUCCGGCCUUUCACAACUUCCUGCGAGCCUUUUAUCCUUUUAACCCCAGCUAUGUUAUGACCGACUCGAGUGUGACGUUGCCUCUUAACGAGGGCGACGUUGUGUUAGUGCACUCUAUCCAUACCAAUGGAUGGGCUGAUGGUACAUUACUUAUCUCUGGUGCCCGGGGAUGGCUACCGACCAAUUAUUGCGAGGCCUAUGAGCCUGAUGAUAUGUGCAACCUGCUGAAGGCUCUUUUGAACUUUUGGGACCUGCUUAGAAGUACAUCCGUCAAUGAUAAGGAGAUCUUUGGUAACCAGGAGUUCAUGAAGGGCAUCAUUGCAGGUGUUCGAUUCUUGUUGGAACGAACAAACUGCCUCAACAGAGAGUCCCUGUUUAUUCAAAGGAGCGAUAGCUUGCGCAAGUGCCGCAAGUCUCUUCUGUCAGAGCUCUCAUCGCUAGUCAAGACUGCUAAGCGUUUACAAGAAACACAGCGUCUCGAAAUCACUCCCGUGGAAGAUGUAAAUGACAUAAUCGACGAGAUGAUUCUUAAGGCUUUUAGAAUUGUAACAAAGGGCGUUCGUUUCUUGGACGUUCUUGAGGAGGAUCGGAGGGCACGUGCACCUGCAGCCGUUACAGUUAUGGAUACAGUUCUCGAAGAAUCAUGCGUGCCUCCAACACCACCAGCUGAUCAAUCAACUUUCGAUGAACAAAGCCAACGAAGCCCCAUUGACACUGAUUCUCAGGCUGCCGCUAGUGUCGCUGCUUCUGAGUCGAGUGAGACCACCCAAACCUCGACUUCUAUUUUCACGAAACGGCUAUCAUCACUCAGCUCUCGUACUGGCCCGAGCUCGCAUAGAUUAUCUCAAGGAAGCCUUGCCCAAGCACACCGCCUGUCUGCUACCAUCUCUCACAGAGUCUCUCUCGCUGGGCCUUCAUCAGUGUCGCGAGCUCAUCACCUUGUCACUGAACGUCUCAACCGCAGCCACGAUACCUUCCUGUCCCACCUGGGUUCUUUCAUCGGUCGCCUGCAUCUCCAAUCCCAGUCGCGCCCCGAACUAGCUUCUGCUAUCCGUCAGUCUGCACUAUCUGGUGGGGAAUUGCUUGCAGUAGUUGACGGGGUCUAUGACCACAUUAACUCGAGCUCAGAGGCUCUCGCCCGAGCUCGGUCCACCAUGUUUGCACGAAUCCAAGAUCUCGUCUUUUCUGGCCGCGAUACCCUUGUCAGUGCGACCUCUGAAGAUGCCGAUUUGAUUAUGCCUCACGACAACACAAUGCUUCUUGCAUCCGCUACAGGCUGCGUUCGAGCCGCUGGCGACUGUGUUGCCAAGGCAAAGUCAGCCAUCGAACGCAUCGGCGAUUUUGAAUUCGAGCUUGAGACUAGCAGCCUUGGUAUCGAUCUGAGUAUUUUGGACAUUGACUCAGAGGAGCGAGCUAGAACACCGUCCGUUUCAGAGCCCAAUGUACCCGAUACUGCCAGCAUCGCCGGCUCGAACCGAACUUCAAACUCGUCAAACCCUGCCUCACGACGCCUCACUGUUGUCGCAAUUGACAAGCCCCUCCCCGAGGUCCCCCAGGUGACGACACCUACUGAUGAACAGACCAUUCAUCAAUCACCUAGCUCCUCUCGACGCUCUUCAGUCGUGGAUGACAAUAUCUCGAGUGUUGCAUCCUCUAUUUCCUCACUCCGACCCUCGCUUCCUCCUCUCCCCAAGCUUUCUACUGCGAUUCUGGCAAACGAGGAAUACAGUCCUGUCGAUAACCAUGACAGCGACUUCAACUCGUCUUCCCGCUUUGACAGUAUGGUUGCGUCCAGUGCUGGCAGCAGUGCCACUUACCUUAGCCGCGACUCUGAAGUCAGCAUUGUCUCGCAGUCAUCAACUCGAGCCACUACGCCCGACCACACUCUUGCUCCUCAGAAGCAACCCUCCCUGUCAAACCUAAGCAAUGGCGGAAGUUCGUCGCAAAUGGAGGAAGUCGACGUCGAGUCGAGGCUUAUGGAGAAGACGUUUGCUCACGAACUCAUGUUCAACAAGGAGGGCCAGGUCACUGGUGGCUCACUACCAGCUCUUGUCGAGCGUCUGACCACUCACGAAUCUACCCCUGAUGCCAUGUUCGUUUCUACCUUCUACCUCACCUUCCGCCUUUUCUGUACCCCAGUCCGAUUUGCCGAGGCGCUUAUUGAACGGUACGACUAUGUUAACGACUCCCCUCAUGUGGCUGGACCUGUCCGCUUGAGAGUAUACAAUGCUUUCAAGGGCUGGCUCGAAUCCCAUUGGAGGGAUGAGACCGACCGCAAUGCUCUCGAUUUGAUCAUGCCCUUUGCCGAAUUUAAGCUGGCUUCCUCACUGCCUUCUGCUGGAAGACGUCUUUUUGAGCUCGCUCAGCGCGUCUCUGGUGAGGGUUCUUUGGUGCCUCGACUUGUCUCGUCCAUGGGCAAGACCAAUACCUCUGUUGCUUCAUACGUCCCUGCUGACACACCACUGCCUAUCCCUGCUAUCACCAAGGGUCAGCUCGCCUUGCUCGCUUCUUUCAAGAUGGGUAACGCUCAGCCUAGUAUUCUCGAUUUCGACGCUCUCGAGCUGGCUCGCCAAUUGACUAUUAAGCAAAUGAACAUCUUCUCCUCCAUCCUUCCAGAGGAGCUCUUGGCUUCUCAGUGGAUGAAGAAUGGUGGAGUCGAUGCUCCUAACGUCAAGGCCAUGUCAUCUCUGUCCACUGAUCUGUCAAACCUCGUCGCCGAGACCAUUCUCCAGCAGCAAGAGGUCAAGAAGCGGGCGCAGGUGAUCAAGCAAUGGAUCAAGAUCGCACAUCAGUGUCUCGAGCUCCACAACUACGAUGGGCUUAUGGCCAUUAUUUGCAGCCUCAAUAGCAGCACCAUCAGCCGUCUUCGAAAGACUUGGGAUGCCAUUUCCACAAAGCGAAAGGAUAUGCUCCAAAACCUCCAAGAUCUCGUUGAGCCUUCCCAGAAUAACAAGGUCUUGCGAACCAGACUUCACGACCACGUCCCUCCCUGCUUGCCCUUCCUUGGAAUGUACCUGACCGAUUUGACUUUUGUCGACAUUGGCAACCCUGCUACCAAGCAGAUGUGCCUCGGUCCUGAGUCUGAGGAAGAUGGCGCUGGUGGUAUCACCGUCGUGAACUUUGACAAGCACACUCGUACAGCCAAGAUCAUUGGGGAGCUACAGCGGUUCCAGAUCCCUUACCGACUUACCGAGGUGCCUGACAUGCAGGACUGGAUGUCUUCUCAAAUUAGCCAUCUUCGUGACAGCGAAGAGGGCAACGCCAAUGUCCAAGUUACAUACUAUCGCAAGAGUCUCCUCCUGGAGCCUCGCGAAACUGCUAACCGCCCUACUGUUGAAUCAUCAGCUGCUUCUAUCGUUGGCGUCGGAGGUAGCCGUGCUGAUCUGUUCAGCUGGAUUUCUCGCGACCGCGGUACUUCAACACCUACACCUACCCACAUAUAA